Metopolophium dirhodum (rose-grain aphid) is the source of this 1970-nucleotide messenger RNA. RefSeq names its product fumarylacetoacetase (gene Faa). The transcript has a single exon. Bases 557 to 1789 code for a protein of 410 amino acids. The record is from RefSeq and is a predicted model, not a curated record. Gene Ontology annotation, molecular function: fumarylacetoacetase activity. NCBI's taxonomy places the organism in Eukaryota, Metazoa, Arthropoda, Insecta, Hemiptera, Aphididae. Gene Ontology annotation, biological process: L-phenylalanine catabolic process; L-tyrosine catabolic process; homogentisate catabolic process.
UUAUGCCAAGAUAAAGAUUAGGUAAUAAGGUAGGUUAGUAGUAAAAAAAAUGAAUAUUAAGUAUUAAACAUCUCAAAAAUAUAUGAAUCAUCUAAUCGGAGGAGAUGGGUACUUUAUUUUGUAGAGAAAAUAUUUUAAAAACCACACAUGUCUAAUAUUUAGAUAUUAAUUUAUAAUCUAUUAAAUAUAUUUAUUUAACCUUUAUUAGAGGUUACAUAGAUUUAUAAAAUUAACACUGUACUUAAGUAUAUGAUAUUAUUAUGUAAUUAAACACAACAAAAUACCUAAUUCAAUAUUCAUUGUAAUAUUAACAUAAAAAAAUAAAUAUUUAAACCGCUAAAAUUUAAAAAAAAUUGUUGAAAACAUAGAUUGUAAAUAUUGACCUCAGGUUAAGUUUUUUAUUCUAGUAAACCAAUCUAGGUUAUGUAAUGAUAAGAAACUUCCUUUAUAAGAAAAUAAAACAGUUAUCUCUAAUCAGUAAUCAGUAUUCAGUGGUCAGUGUUUGAUCAGUGUCAAAAUUUUUAAUAUUUUUCCAAUAUUACUAAGUUGUGUCAAUAUGCCUAUGAAAAGUUAUAUACCAUACUCUAGCGAAUCACAUUUUCCAAUAGAAAAUUUACCAUAUGGUGUAUUUUCAACUGUCGACGAUUCAACACAUCGAAUAGGAGUUGCUAUUGGUGAUAAAAUUCUGGAUUUAAAAUACUCCAAAAAUGUUUUUGACCAUCCUUUAUGUGAAGUAUUUCAACAGCCAUCGCUUCAAAGUUUAAUGGCUUCAAAUAAGAACACGUGGUCCCAAGCUCGUAAGUCGAUUCAAUCUUACUUAAGCAUUGAGAAUUGCGGGAAUUUGGAAAACGGUGUAUUUUGGGAUCAAAAUGAAGUCAAAAUGCAUUUGCCCACUACAAUAGGUGAUUUUACUGAUUUUUUUUCAUCAUAUUAUCACGCUUACAAUUGCGGUUCCCUCAUGACACCUAAUAAACCUAUAGCAGAUAAUUGGAAAAAUAUGCCAAUUGCAUAUCAUGGUCGAGCAUCAUCAAUUAGAAUAUCCGGUACACCAGUUGUUCGACCAAAUAGCCAGUAUUUAAAAGACGGACAAGUGACAUUUGGUCCUACAGAAAUGUUAGACUAUGAACUAGAAGUGGCAUUUUUUGUGGGGGGUUCAUUGAAUUCUUUGGGUGAACCAAUACCAACCAAUAAAGCUUCAGAUCACAUAUUUGGUAUGGUUUUAUUGAACGAUUGGAGUGCCAGAGACACACAGAAAUGGGAAUCAUAUUUUCUCGGGCCAAUCCUUUCAAAAAAUUUUAUUACAACCAUUUCACCCUGGAUAGUGACAAUGGAAGCUUUAGAAGAAUUCAAAACGGAUAACUUUAAACAAGAUCCAACGCCGUUGAAGUAUUUACUGCAUGACAUUAAGUACAAUUUUGACAUCAAUUUAAACGCAAGUGUCCGUGAUCAAAAAUCACAGCAAACUCAUUCAAUCUGUAACACCAACUAUAAGUAUAUGUACUGGACUCCAUUACAACAAAUCGCUCAUCAUACCAUUAAUGGCUGCAAUUUACAACCAGGCGAUUUAUUGUCAUCUGGAACAAUUAGUGGUCCUGAAGAAGAACAGCGUGCUUGUUUGAUAGAGAGAACUCGCGGAGGAAAAAUAUUUGUAGACCUAGGUGAAAGAAAGUUGAAAUUUUUUGAAGACGGCGAUGAAGUAACAUUAUCAGGAUUUUGUCAAGGAAACGGAUACAGAAUUGGUUUUGGCAACUGCAGCAGCCAAAUUCUUCCAGCAAAAAACUUAGCCUAAAGUAUAAAAAUAAUCUAUAUGUAUUUUGUUGUUUUUAUUGAUUCUGAGUUUGGAAAAUAUUGUAGUAGGAUUUUUUCUUAUAUACUUUAAUAGUAGUUGUAUUAUAUAAUGGAGGAUAAGAUUGUAUGUUUUUUAUAAACUAGUUGGAUUUGAAAUACAAUAUAAUAUUUUCCUUAACAAA